Pisolithus orientalis is the source of this 2061-nucleotide messenger RNA. RefSeq lists its product as uncharacterized. Bases 1 to 2061 code for a protein of 686 amino acids. The transcript has 22 exons. Lineage: Eukaryota; Fungi; Basidiomycota; Agaricomycetes; Boletales; Pisolithaceae. The record is from RefSeq and is a predicted model, not a curated record.
AUGUCAAUAACAGCCUAUGUGAUGGGUCACUUGGUGAACUCUGCUGCACCAGAUGCUGCAAAUGACCAUCCUCCUGACUUCAAGGCUGAAUUUCAUCCCCAUAUGGUGCAGUUAACACUGGUAAACUCUUUGUUACUGUUCUCCAAGUUCGAAAUUACCACACCCUAUAAGGGCAAUGACAUGACAUUCCCCAUCCAUAUUCACCCUCUGUGGGACUGGGCCCUCAACCUCUUGCAAAAUUCCUCCCUUGCACCACACUUCAUCUGGGAUGCCCAAUGGCUCUUCAAACAUGAUGAACCUUGGACAGGCAAUCAUUGGUGGGAUAUUCAAGGUUACCCUGUCAUAGCAUGUUGUGCAAACCUCCCAGUUCAUGUUUGCAAUGGUGAGCAAUAUGGUAGUGGCUGCAUCAUUGGCUGGCUUCUGAUUGUUCCUGAGCUUGCAAAAGAAGAGGGGAAGACUGGCUAUGCAAACUUCGAACAUCUCCUUGAGAAGGUUGUGGAGCUCUCAAAGCUGUGUGAUGACCCUUAUAUGAGGCAUGAGCUUUGGGAUCUAAAGAAGACAUAUGAAAUGCAUACUACUGAGAAACACAAAAGAGCACUGGCAUUAUUCAAGGAGAAGAAGACAGUUGGUAAGAAGAAAUUGAAGUCCCUCAGGUUAUGUCCUGUCAAGAACACUUUCUGGUCAGUAGAACAUUCAGAGCCUGAACAGGUUGCCAGUUUUGAGCCACUUCACUCCCUGCAUGGUGGCAUGGGAGGCAAGCACAUCCAUGGGGAACUCAGGAUUGUCAUCAUGAUUCACAUCAUGUUUUCUGAUGGAAAUAAAAUGCAAGAUCUCACCAGGUUACUUUGUAUGAUCAGUAGCUACCUGCAACUUGAUACCCUCAUUGGACUUGAUGUACACACCAAGAAGACUCUUGUGCCUGGCCUGCUCAAAGAUGCAUACCAGGAUUGCUCAAAUGGAAAGGAUAUUGUGGGGCAGAUUCUCUGUGUUGACCACCACCAACUUGCAACCAAACUCAUUCAGGCAUGCAUUGAUGCAGAAAAUGAGCAUGUUCGCAAUGCUACCAACAAUGAUGAGGACCACAACACAGUACUCAAAGGGAAUGCCAAGCUUGGCACACCCCAGCAGACUUGCUCACUCUCUGAUGUUGAGAACACUAACCAAAAUAACUGGGCAUUUGAUGGAUUCUGUCAGAAGCUAGAAACUUUCCUCAACACUUGCCUCCCAACUUAUGGGUGCCCCCUCAACAAGUGGACACAAUUACAAGGAACACAUACAAUCCAGGAGUGUCAAUAUUUGAAGGUCCAGUAUGCUUCAAUGGUGGACUGGGAGCUUUCAGAGACCAAGACUGCUUUCAUUCAACUCAUAUUCAUGUUCACUUGUAAGGUUGCAGUGUUUGAAGACACUUUUCAGUUUGCCCUUGUUCAGCUGCUCACUGCUGGGACUGGAGUGUGCAGCAAUACUUCAGGGUCAGAGCAAUUAGAUGAUCUUGGAGGUGGCUGUCUUCUUGGACUUGAGGUGGGCUUGCAAGCUUUUAAGAAGGCCUGUGACUACAUGCCUGAGGACUUCACACAUACACUUUGUAGUGUCAAUUCAGAAUUUUCUGGAUCUGACUCAUGUCCAGACCACUCUGACUCUGAGGAUGACACUUCUGAUCUCAAGGAGCUUCAAGAAUGUCUACUCUCCACUCUCCUGCAGAACUGCAAGAGAGCUGUGGAGAAUAACCCAAACACAAAAUUGGACAAUAACAUUGCUGCCCAAGCAAAAAAGUAUUGUUUCUUCUACCAUUUCUGGGUCUCAAAGGAUGUUUUCCUGCUCAUGAUUCCACUGCCCAGAUACAAUCUGAAUGACCCCACUCAUUGGAGUAUGCCUGAAUCAAAAAUUAUUGGCCUUAAGGUGGAACUCUAUUCCAUGCUACCUAGUGACCUCAAGGCCUGUGUGACAACUUAUAGCAACUUUGGCCAUGUGUUUUCAAAUGUGGAGACCCCACCAGCAGUGAUUGCCCAGGAGCCACCUACCAAAGAACAUUGUAUCACCCAGUGUAAGGUAAAGGGUAAGUAG